Messenger RNA from Haliotis rubra (blacklip abalone), 537 nucleotides. RefSeq names its product zinc finger protein 671-like. Gene Ontology annotation, cellular component: nucleus. Lineage: Eukaryota; Metazoa; Mollusca; Gastropoda; Lepetellida; Haliotidae. The transcript has 4 exons. Gene Ontology annotation, molecular function: DNA-binding transcription factor activity, RNA polymerase II-specific; RNA polymerase II transcription regulatory region sequence-specific DNA binding. The record is from RefSeq and is a predicted model, not a curated record. Gene Ontology annotation, biological process: regulation of transcription by RNA polymerase II. Bases 111 to 503 code for a protein of 130 amino acids.
UCAAUCAUUCGCCAGAACCGUGCUAUAUAAGCACCACCCGAAUAUCAGAGUGUCAUUUCAGUUUCAACAACGAGCGAGAAUUCAUCAACUUUUACGUGACCAGUCUGAACAUGGACUCAACAAACGCACAAUUUACCUGUCCACAGUGCGGGAAAGGUUUUAAUAGAAAAGAUAACCUUUGCCGCCAUGUGCGAUCAGUCCACCGGGGAGAACGCUACGUGUGCUUUACAUGCACAAAAUCUUUUGCUUCAAAUCAAAAACUGAAGCAACACAAAUGUGCCUUGUCGCAACAACGUCUAUCGGAAUAUCGAUGUAGCAAAUGCCCCGAGGUGUUCCCUUCUCCCCGUGAGCUGGGCGUGCAUUUUCGGCGCGUUCAUUCUUCUGGCACAACUACGCAAACAGAUGUUCACGCACGCCCGUCUACCUCGAGAGGAGUACCGGUUAGUGGGGGUAAGCUCUAUUAUAUCUCUCUGUCACUUUAUUCAUCCAUGUACGAUGGUUAGUAUUACCGAGGUUCGUACCGCAUAGGGUUUCAAU